AUGUACGCUGCUCUAGCGCUCCUGAUCAUGUCCGUGUCCUAUUUCAGCUCCGGAUUUGCGCUCAGCUCGCAUUUUGAUUCAGAUGGCGUUCCUCUGAGUGAGCUCUCUUGGUCCUCCUCUCUAGCAGUGGUGGCUAUCUCAUUCUCUGGUCUUUUCACCUUCAUCUUCCUUAUGCUGGCCUGCCUGUGCUGCAAAAAGGGAGAGAUUGGAUUUAAGGAGUUUGAGAAUGCAGAGGGGGAUGAAUAUCAAGCAGACAUGUCUACGCUGGCAUCGCCGGUCUCUGCCAGCAGCCCUGAUGUUUAUGUUCUGCCUCUGACAGAAGUCUCAUUACCUCUCGCCAAACAACCUGGUCGCUCAGUCCAACUCCUGAAGUCGACAGACACCACACGCAGCAGUUUGCUGUACAUUAAAGAGAUUGGGCAUGGAUGGUUUGGCAAGGUGUUGUUGGGGGAGGUCACAUCUGGACUUAGCAAUACCCAGGUGGUGGUAAAGGAGCUUAAGACGAGCGCCAGUGUGCAGGAGCAGAUGCAUUUCUUGGAAGAAGCACGAGCAUACCGGUCCCUGCAGCAUCCUGCUCUAGUACAAUGUCUGGCUCAGUGCACAGAGGUCACGCCCUACCUGCUCAUCAUGGAGUUCUGUCCUCUGGGUGAUGUGAAAGGCUAUCUGCGCAGCUGCAGGGUGGCAGACACUGUGACCCCUGACUCUCUGCUUCUACAGCGAAUGGCUUGUCAGAUUGCCUCAGGUCUUCUGCAUCUCCAUAAACAUGACUUCACACACAGCGAUCUGGCUUUAAGAAACUGCUUUCUGACAUCUGAUAUAACUGUGAAGAUUGGAGACUAUGGAUUGGCAACAAGCAAAUACAAGGAUGACUAUUUUGUGACAUCGGAUCAGUCCUGUGUGCCUUUACGCUGGAUUGCUCCUGAGCUGGUAGAUGACGUUCAUGGUAAUCUUCUUGUGGCAGACCAGACCAAACAAAGCAACAUUUGGUCUCUCGGGGUAACAAUCUGGGAGUUGUUUGAGUUAGGGAAUCAGCCUUAUCGACACUACUCUGAUAGACAAGUCCUCAGCUUUGCUGUAAAGGAACAGCAACUGAAACUACCAAGGCCUCUGCUUCAGUUUCCUCUCGCUGACCGUUGGUAUGAAGUGAUGCAGUUUUGUUGGCUUCAGCCAGACCAAAGGCCCAAUGCCGAGGAGGUUCACCUUCUGCUUAGUUACCUGUGUGCCAAAGGUGCCAGUGAGGCAGAAGAAGAGUUUGAGAGACGUUGGAACUCAAUGAGACCGAACAUGAAUCAUGGAAGUCUGCAUGGGGCUGGUCCCCUCACUUUUGAAAUGCCUCAGUCCUCUACAACCUCUUCUUCAUUCCCUCUACUGGAGCAGUUUUCAGCUGGUGAUGGCUACCAGUCAGAGUCAGGAGAUGAUAUUCUUACAGUUACUGAGACAAGCCAUGGCCUGAACUUUGAAUACAAAUGGGAGCAAGCAAGAGCUAAGCAACCCUAUCAUUCCUCCUCCACAACUGGAACAUUAGGUCAAGGGAAUCCACAUUGCCAGGAGAUCUAUUACCCACCAGGAGGUAUGGUAGGGGGAGGUGGGAAUGAUAGACUCGCCUUAGGGGUCUCUUCACAAUACUAUGAGCCCAAACAGUUACGUACACCAGAUGUGGUACCAGUUCUCAGUGCUCACAGUCCAUCAGUCAACAGUGAGUAUUACAUUCGUAUUGAAGAGCCAGUAGACUGCAAUAUUGAAAUGGAUUACACCAUGUGUACCUACAGCCCUGAAUUUAGAGGCAACAGUGGUAGCUUUUUCUCUGGUACCGGGGAUUCAGGGGAUUGUAUGAACUGCCCACCUAAAGGCAAGCCAGUUGAGUCAUACUGGUCAGCUGACAUCCACAAAAGCAGUGCAUUUGAUUCAGACAGCAGUCCCACCAUGUCCCUAACUAUGGAGCCUCUUUUGGGUCAGGUAUCUGAUUCCAGUCCACUCAGGCCUUGGGAGUCAGGUCACUAUGUAUCAUACAAAAACAGGGAUGGAGGAUAUUAUUAUGAACAUUCACCACCAAUAGAUAUAGACCACUACCUGAUUGGAGACGCAUCAGAACCACUGAGGGAGAGUUGGGGGUCACGGAGUUUGAGACAGGCACUCGGUGAGCUUGAGGACCCCUUGGGAAUAUCACCUGCACCUGGUAGCCCCCCACAGGCCUUUAGUGACCCCUACCUUGAGAGCAGCCAAUGCUCAGUAAUAGGAAAACAUGUAACUGGAGGGUACUAUGACAUGAUGGGUUCCCUGAGGAAGGUUAUGCCAGGAAACCACUCAGUGUGUAUUGACAUAGAGUCAGGCGGAGCUGUGUUUGUAGGACAAGAUGACAGUGAGUCAGAAGAAGAGGAGGACCUGUUUGUUGAAAGGCAAGCAGUAGGCUGGACAAGCAACCACUCAAUAAAGAACAGUCUAAGCUUGGGUUCAAUUCAGUGUACAUCAAGGCAAGAUGCAUAUGCAGAAUUUCAUUACACUAUGCCAAUGACUGAUGUUGAAGAUGCAUGGCCGAAGCAGCACAGCCUCCCAUUUCGCUCUGCCAAACGACUUAAUUAUGCUGAAACUAGAUCCAAAAGCAACACCUGUCCAGUGCAUGGCAGACAAGCCUCUGUAUCUUCAGCUGACUGCAGCUCAUACAUUCAUCUGUGCCAUGAACCUAGAGAGGCAGAAGUCUAUCCUGUGCCUUGUUGUCAGGCUUUGAGCAAUUCCCACUUCAUGGAUCCUCUUACCGGGUCAUUAGUAAGAAAUUCCUUUAUGAGUGACAAUGUAUCAGACAAAAACAUAGGCUUACCAAACAGAAACCAGCAGCUAAGCCAAGCUACUUAUACUAUUGGACAUGCAAAUUCCAAAACAGAGCCCACAAAGAACAAUGAAACACAGGUGAAUCUCUCAGAAUAUGUUGACACAACAGUAAAAGAGGCAAUGCACAGACAAGACAGUGAUAUGCGACAAGAUCAAAGUCAAAUAAACCCUCAAACAGACAUUACACUCAUGCCUCAACAAGAAGGCAAAUUACUUCCUGAAGUCACCUUCAUAGAGCCUGAAUCAGACAGGAGCAGGACUGUGGACAGUGGUGUGGAUGGCGGACACCUCAGCAUUAGCCUAGUGGACACUGAUAAUUGUAGUGAUGAAGACAUCACUGAUGUCACCUCAGGGAUUUUCAAUGACUUUGCAGGUGAUUCUGCUGAGACUGCUGAGUAUACCACUCAAUCGUUCAAAUCACUGCAGAAGCAGGUGGGUACACCAGACUCCAUGGAUUCCAUCGAUCUACCAUCUACCGCAUGCUCCAGUGAGACUCUUAGCCCCACACCUAUUCAUCCUUCAAAUUCACCUAGAGCCAUGGACAGUGGCUAUGACACAGAAAAUAAUGAGUCCCCUGAAUUUGUUCUAAAGGAACCCCAUGAACAACAAGAUAAUAAAGCCUUUAUCCAGCCACUGGGGAUGUCAGUCCCUGGCCAGUGCCUGGUUGCAGAAUCAGAAGGAGAUGAAGCAAAUGAUAAUCCACAACAAAAUGAUGUGGAGAAAGCAGCUGGAAUGACAACAUCUGAGAGCAAUGAUGGAGGGCUGACUGUGCUAAGUGAGGAAACCCCUCACAGAGAUUCAGCCUAUUUUUCUGACACUGAUGCAGGGAAAGAGAAAGAAAGUAAAAAAGACAGAGAUGAAGAAAAUGAUGAUAGUGUAAGGCAGAUAGAAGAAGCUGCAGAAAUAGUAGAGAAAGAUGGACCAAUAUCAACACAUAUAAUAUCAACACAUAUAGUUGAACAAGAUUAUAAAGAGCCAAAUAUUCCAGAGACAGAAGAAACAAGUAAAAAUACUAACAAUAUUGAAGAGGAGAGUCUGCUCAAGGUUUCUCAAAGUUCUCCUGAACCUAUUAUUACCUUGUCUACUUCUCCUGAAAGAUGUAAAAACCUAACAGAUGAUCUCAACCACAAUGAAGACCAUAAGAAAAAAUUAGAUAACUGUCAAGAAGAGAGUCAGUCAUCGGAUGAAAGCAUGGCAUGUGAGAAUCAGUCAUCAGAUUUAACUGCCUUGCCACCUUCUGACAUGUGGCCCACAGUCAACACUUUUGAGUAUGAAGGCCAGGAGAAACAUUCAGAUUACAGACAAGAUCUGUUGACACCUACUAGUCAGUCAUCUGAUUUAACUGAUUUGUCAUGUUCUAAUAUGUGCCCAACAACUAACCACAUCAAAGAUGAAGUCCUUGAAGUAAAUUUAGAUGACGGUCAAGAAAUGUUGGCAUCUGACUGUCAUUCAUCAGAUUUAACUACCCUGCCAUGUUCUGAUAACCUGCCAGAAGACAACGAAACUAUAGAGGCAGAUGCAAACCUUUCAUCCAUGACUGCAAGUACAGAUGAUAACAGUGCCAUUAAUACAACCCUUGAUAGCUUUAUCAAUGAAGGUGAUCUUCAUGAUGAAAAAGAUGUUGUGACGUCUACCCAAGAGGAACAAGCACCUCAGGUUAACAAUGACAGUUCAAACCUGCUUAUAACUGACUCAGCCAAAAGUGCUUUAACAGAUACAUUUGUAGACAACCCUGAAACUCCAGAAAAUAACACGAAGGAGGAGGUACAAUGCCACAAGGUCUCCACUCGUCCUUCCUCUCCACCACCUCACCCAUCACUCUACAGGCGAGUGUCUUCAUGUGAUGGAGCAGAGGCGGACGAGGAGGACAGGGAUUCUGAUGACAGUGAUGAAUCAGAUGAGGAGCUGCGAACCUACAGUAUACAAGAGCAAAGUGAAGAGAGUGAGGACGAGGAAAUUCCAGUGCCCAUCAUUGUGAGUGACUGCAGUGAUGCCCACAAACUCAGAAGCCUUCUUAAGAUGCCAAGCCUGUUCUCCGACUCACUAUGCGAUGAAAUGCUGUCUAAAAAGAAGGUGGUGUCCUUCUUUGAUGAUGUUACCAUUUACCUGUUUGAUCAAGAAAGCCCAACCAGAGAGCUAGCAGAACAUGGCCUACUAGAUGGAAAGGAAACCAUGCCAGGUGCUAAGAGCACAGUGCCAAAGGAACAGGAAAAAGUUAACAUCUCGGAUGACUCUUCAGAUGGAAACAUUUCAGAAGAGAGUGCAGGAUACGAGUGGGAGGAUGAUUUUUCUUUGAUGCCACUUCCCACCUCUCCAAAGGAAUCACCCCCAGACGUCACGGCAAAACAGAGCCUGACUUCCAGUGACACGAACAGCAAACCUGUUGCACAGUUCUCCCGAUUUACUGUUUCACCCUCCCCAAUCUCUCGAUUUUCCAUCACCCAUGUUUCUGACUCUGAUCUGGAUUCAUCAGAAGGAAGCAGAGCGGAGGAUGGAGAGAGAGUAUAAAAGCUGCACUUCACUGCCGUCUAAGUGAUAACAGUCAUCAUGGACCUCUUUUCUUCACAACUUUGGUCUUUGCUAUGAAAAUAAAACUGUUUUAGAAAAACAAUAGGAUUCUUUUAGACAGUGCCUAUUAUCAUUUAAAUAUAAUGCAGUGUUCCUUUAUGAAAAAUAAAUGAACACAUUC
Trichomycterus rosablanca is the source of this 5515-nucleotide messenger RNA. It is a transcript of the gene lmtkb, whose product is annotated as apoptosis-associated tyrosine kinase b. Lineage: Eukaryota; Metazoa; Chordata; Actinopteri; Siluriformes; Trichomycteridae. Gene Ontology annotation, biological process: brain development; peptidyl-tyrosine autophosphorylation. Bases 1 to 5334 code for a protein of 1777 amino acids. Gene Ontology annotation, molecular function: protein tyrosine kinase activity; ATP binding. The transcript is spliced from 14 exons. The record is from RefSeq and is a predicted model, not a curated record.